AUGACUAUCAAAUUUCCACCGAAAAUUACCAUGCAGGUUCCUGCAAAGAUCAACCCCCAGAUUCGUGUGGGGCCCCUACGAGAAGAUGGAUACCAUGAUAUUAUUCUAGCCUAUCAGGCUAUAUCGCUAUAUGACACUCUGACCAUUUCAUAUAAUCCGGAAGGCCCCACCAUGAACGUCACAGGCAUGGACAGCGACCGCGUUCCAGCGGAUAGUCGGAACCUGGUGAUCAAAGCAGCAUUACUCCUCGGAAGCCACAUGGGCAUCGAGCCACGGCUACAUUUCGAGCUUGCUAAAUGCAUUCCUUCUGAAGCGGGUCUUGGAGGUGGAAGUGCUGAUGCCGCAGCCGCUUUGGUGGGGUGCAACAUCAUGUGGAGAUCCAAGGUUAACGAUGAUGAUCUCAUGGAACUUGGGGCUCAGAUCGGGGAAGAUGUGCCUUUCUUCAUUAAGGGCAUGAUGGCGAUUGGUUUGGGCCAUAAACAGCCGCUCAUGAGCCUGGAGGUGGCGGAUCAUAAGUGGAUCUGGGUUUUAGCGGUCCCGUUCCGCGGUCUGUCAACAAAAGCUGUUUUCCAAGAGUAUGAUAGAAUCUUGAACGGUUCUUUACCGGAAGAGGAGGCAAAGUAUGCUCUCAGGCGGCAAGGGUGUAUGGACGUUGCUUGGGGAACCCGUUCACCAACUGAAUUGUUUGGCUCUCUUGUUAAUGAUCUCGAACUGCCCUCGACGAGACUGUUGUCUGAUAUAGGCGUUGCGCUGGAGACUGGGAGGUCGCAUGGUGCGGUUGCAAGUCUAAUGAGUGGCUCUGGGUCGACAUGUGCCUUCCUGGCGAAAGAUGAAUCCCAUGCAAUGUACCUGAAAAAAGGAUUGGAGAAAGAGAACAUGUUCAGGGAAGUAUUUAUCGCAUCAGGGCCUGUCAAAGGGGCUCGUGUCAUUGAGAACUAG
Messenger RNA from Penicillium longicatenatum, 939 nucleotides. Its product is annotated as Ribosomal protein S5 domain 2-type fold subgroup. The record is from RefSeq and is a predicted model, not a curated record. Bases 1 to 939 code for a protein of 312 amino acids. Gene Ontology annotation, biological process: terpenoid biosynthetic process. The transcript has a single exon. Gene Ontology annotation, molecular function: 4-(cytidine 5'-diphospho)-2-C-methyl-D-erythritol kinase activity; ATP binding. Lineage: Eukaryota; Fungi; Ascomycota; Eurotiomycetes; Eurotiales; Aspergillaceae.